ACUCAGCUGUGCCAUUUCGUAGGUUGGUUUGGUCCUUGUACGGUCGGCUCAGUCCUUCGCAUUGUCCUGUUGAAAUCGAAUCGCGCCCUCUCAUUAGCAUACGUUCGAUAGUGCGCUCUCAAAACGUUGUCAUCGCGUCGCGUUUAGUGGAGUGUGCGAAGAACCGACCUUAUGCGUCGGUGCAUUGCUGUGACGACAUUGGAUAAACAGAUCUCUAACUGCUGGAGUUUGCAAACACAUACUGUAUGUAUUGCCUCCUUCAGCAACCAUAGACCCAGUUUUCUCCGUGCCACCACUCGCAAAUCUGCUCCGCAAAGCAGCAAGAAGGCUUGUGUGUUCCGCUCGGGACAUAGGGCCUCGCUUCUCGCCGCCCGUCACACCUGUUGCUUCAUUACCCACGAGGCCAGCCGAGUUAGGUCCAUCCCCGCGUCGCCUAUUAGUAAUAUUCUCGCGGUGCGACCACCAUGGAGAUGAACGCGAUGAUGCCGCUGGUGUGCGGGUCCAUCUUCCUCUUCUCGACGCUCGUGUCGUGCGUCGGAACGAUGAUCAGCGCAGGGGUGUUCGAGGAGUGCGCGCUGCCCUCGGUCAACCUGAACGCCGCGAAGCACUUCAACCCCGCGCGACUCAGCAUACUGUGCCCGCCCGUUAUGGAGGAGAUGUCGAAGCUCGCCUACCAUUGACCGACGGGCAUGGCGGCGACCUCAGCGCGAAACGGCAGGAUGGCCGUUAAGGUCGCCCUGUCAUUGACCAGCUUCCACUGCCAGUGAUAGUGUUUUCCCUGACUUUCCAAGCGCAGCGACACCAUUUUCCAUUGACGCGGAUUAUUCGCGUGCGUAACCGCGGACCGGGAACUUGUGUUUCAAAGUGAGGCGCGCAUUCGCCUGAGCCGUGGUCAUGCUCACAAGGGGACGUCGCGUGGGAGAGAACGGAACGAAGAUCGCACCAACGCGAGGCUAGUGAUUGAAAUACGCCGUGGCUCAUGAAACCCACGCGUGCAGGUCGUUGCUUGUGGUGCGACAUGAAUAGGGUGAUAUUCAGGCUGAGAAGUGUCCUCCUAUCCACCUCUAAUAUACUAACAAAAUGUGUUGCCCAAAUUCAG
Closterium sp. NIES-67 is the source of this 1099-nucleotide messenger RNA. The record is from the annotation of a GenBank genome assembly. NCBI's taxonomy places the organism in Eukaryota, Viridiplantae, Streptophyta, Zygnematophyceae, Desmidiales, Closteriaceae.